AUGGGAAUGAAUAAACCGGAGUUGGCAAAACUAGGAGGUGAUGAUGAUGAUGAUGAUGAUGAUGAUGAUGAUGAUGAUGAUGAUGAUGAUGAUGAUGAUGAUGAUGAUGAUGAUGAUGAUGAUGAUGAUGAUGAUGAUGAUGAUGAUGAUGAUGAUGAUGAUGAUGAUGCUCAAAAGGUAAGCAAUUACCCAUAGUUACUAGUAGCUAGCUAGCUAAGCCAUUUUUAAUAUUCUGCACUCUGAGGCGGGAAGAAUUCUUCAGCGUUCCGAACUUUCGGCUAAGGGACUCCAUUGGUGUGCAAGUACGCGGCUUUCAAAAGAACAGCUGUAACCAAUGAACUCCAACUUUCUGAAACUUCCAACGAUGUUGGUAAUUACUUUUUAUUCCGAAAGAUCUCUUUCUUCACCUCACAUUGGCCCUUUACCCGCCCUCCCGUCUUCCUCCUUUCAAGCCACCCCGAGAUCGGUUGCUCCACCCAGAUGUUCUAAUUCGACAGAGGCGGGAUAUACAGUUGUCGCCAUUACCACUUGUGUGGUGGCUGCUGCUGCCUGGUAGCGGCUUGAGCUGUCAGGCGCCCGUAGAUCACUCUGUUAUUUCCUUUCGAUACAGACGCGGACGUACCCAGGCCAAUGCCGCAGACGCUUUGAUCUCACUCUCUACUCAGAGACCACCGACGGUCUCAAAGGACCUAGUUCCUGGACGACGCGCUGCUUUCUGUAUUUAGGUGCGUCCGACUUGUGCUCGUUACCAGGACCCUCAGGGAGGAGCUGAAUUUUCGCUCCUGAGCACUCCUCUGCACAACUUUUGCCCGCGCGUAUACAGUGGUUUAUCGCCUUUUGCGCCGCUGCCAUUACGGCCACUGAUGCAUCCGCUGUUGCGGCCGAUGUCGCAUGCUGGCACCUGGCAGCAGUUUAUCUUGUACAACGACAACCUCAGUAACGCGCAGGGCCUGUACCCGUACACGCCAGUCCUCGAAGUCAGCAGGUGUAUGUGCAUUUGCGACGAACUCAGCUAGUGUGCGAUCUACCGACUACUGCUAGGUAGCGUCCAGUCAACUUUGCACGGACUUCUCGUUUGCGUCCUGGCAAACUUUGGCAGUUUUGCUUUUCUUCAAGUAGGCUGAGUGCUGAGAGUUGGUCAAGGACUCUAAGACGUUCGCUAGCAAACUUACCCUUUGGACACGUUCGUAACCAAAUGUCGCGCAAUAAUCACUGGUAGACAUUUUGCGAUGCCAAGACGGGUAAUCUCCUUAGAUCAAACGAGUGCGUGAUAUGCAUGAGCCGGAGGUUUGCAGCGCAUCAGAAACGACCUAAGCUGGAUUCGGUGUAGAUGUUCUAGAGCGACAAGAGAGGAAAGAUAGGAAAUGAUGCCGCAGACAUCACGAAGCAUUAUGUCGAUGCCUGCCAUACAACUGCAUUACUUGUACGUCUUUCAGUAGUACUUGUUUGAAUCGCUGCUUUAUUCUUCGCGAACUUUUUCUGUAGAUGCAGCUGAAGAAGAGGCCCACACUUUAACCAGAUCGAUUGGGAAUCCCACCUUCUAGGCGGAGAAUGUGCCUCCAUCAUAGUUUAGUCCGACUUGGAAAUAAAUCAGCAUAAAUACCUAGGCUUUGCAUAACUAUUGUUUGCUAUGUGCCGCAAGAGGAAAAACUCAGAGUGCGCAAUUGCUGGAAUAUCGGUUAAGUGUUUAUGCAUAGUCUUAGUCAGCGUUAAGUUUUAAAAAUUAUCAUUUUUAUAGCAGUGGCUGACGUACCUCAUUAAAUGCCGACCGAAAUUUUGAUAUACGUUUCCUAUUAGAAAGUAUAACAUAAGGGGCUGUAAUAUUUAUUAUCGUACCGCAUAAACUUAACAUAUUUCAGUCAUGUCAGAAUGUCGCUCUUUGCAUGCGUUUCUUUUGGUCGGCUACAAAAAUUAUUAUGAGCAAAAGUUGUUGCUUAACUAGUACACACUUUUUCAUUUAUCUUCCGUGUCCAUAUAACCCCAAACAUAUUUUAUAGAAAACGCAACAAAAAUAGUAUUGUUUGCACUCAUUUGACGGGAACUUACGUCUUCUUUAAACUUUUUACUCUAAGAGAAGUCAUAUCUGUUUUUAAAGGGGUUUUUAUUUAUCUAAUAAUUUUAAACCCAAAGUGCCCGUGCACUUGUAAUUAAGAGCGUUCCAUUGAGGUUCAACGCAGUUUGGGAUCUCCCUUUUGGAUAAAAAGACAAAAACCUCACUAAAUAAUUCUUGCGUCCCUCUUUGAUCUGACUUGCAAUGUCAAAAAAGGGAAGUUACCAACAACUGCUAUUGUAAAGAAGCUCUGAUUGGUGAAAAAGCGGCGAAGAAUCCACCAACUAAAUCCUUAUUUAGAUACUUCGAAUGUUCACUCGGUACGAAGCACCUAGCCUACGGUGGAUAGUAAGCCAUUUGUUGUCACUAAUGCGAAAGUUUUCCUAUUCAGCUCUCAGUUUUAAAAUUUUGAGAACGUCUUUCAUUACUGGACAAGGUAUUAUGGUCGGUUAUAGACAUUGGCACCCCUAUCCCGCUGAGCUGUCACAGUCCGUGAUACUGAAACCCGUAUGUGCACCUGAUUUCAGAAACAAAUCUGUUUGACUACUUUGAAGUAACUUGGUAGCUCAUCGAAAUCCCUCUCUUCAACCUGUCAUUAACAAGUUGUCACGACUUUGCAGAUCCUCAAUAAACAGAGCUUUCGUAAGUCAAAGGUUUACGCAAGGAGAAAAACUAGGAGCGACCUUUUCCCGAAAAAGAAACAGGACUUCUGAGGUUUCCUUGUAAAAUGAGUUUAUUUAGGCUUACCAGCCACAUAUAAAAGGGAGACCAGUUUGUUUGCCUCUUAUACCCAAGUUCAAUCGAAACAGACCCGAGGCGCGAGUAUGAGUUCAUUUGAUCAAUGAUCUAACGCCCUAGCACUGACUCUUACAGUCUUGUCCGUUUCCAUCGCAAAUAUUCAGUCCUAAGGGAGCGACCUUCAGUAACCUGUUCUCUUUAGAGUAUGGUGAACAGGCGUCCAGUUUUGCCUUGGAACUCCGAUCUGUUAUCAGUGAUUAAUCGAAAAGUUCAGCCGGAAAAAGGAGAGAUUGGAGUGACAAGUGAGUCUUUCUGGUUACAUUUUGAAUCUAUCCAGGAAAUUUGGUGCUUGGUUUAGGAUCUGAUCAUAUACUUCCUAGCUAAUCUUCUAGGUAUUCUGAGAACCCACAGCUUGAAAAGCCAGACUGUUCUAGUUUCCUCAUUUUAAAACUUCUAUGGUCUGCUGCUUACCUCGAGUUUUUUUUGUAAGACGUCCGUCGUUCCGGUGUCCCGCUGCGCAAUGAUAGCCACCACAUGCAACGAACAGUGGGAUAUGUUGUCAAUAGAAGCAGAGAGACGAGUCCCAGGAAGUAGUCGUGAAGAAGGAGACACGAUCGCUGAGACAAGCGCUUUAUUUGCCUGACGUUUCGGAUUCCUGCUCGAACCUAUCAUCAGAGACAAAAGCAGAUACGACCUUCCCCUUCCAUACUCGGUGUUGAGACUUCUCCUAGGCGGAGCACUUAGCCACGCGGGGAACGCACAGAUGAACGCAGUUCCCAACGCCAGGGUCGGUGGGUCAGAUGGUCGAGCAAUCAUCACUCCAACAUCCAACACCCGUGAUGAAAUUGCAGCAAUUAACGACGCGAGUGUCGGCUAUCAAGCGGUCAUUACACCAAGUGCAACGAUCCCUGAUGAAGGGGGAGCCGUGAACGGUGACAUGACGACUACAUCCUAUAAAUACUGCAGCCCCUUGUGCAUGAACCACCCGUAUCUCCUUUUGUCUCUGAUGAUGGGUUCGAGCAGGAAUCCGAAACGUCGGACGAAUAAAGCUCUUGUCCCAGCGAUCGUGUCUCCUUCUUCGCAGUGGAAUAUGUGCUUAUCUUCCUAAUCAAAUCUGCAUUCAGGCAAAUAUCUUCUCAAUCCACUUGACCUGGACUUGAAGGUCAUGAUCUCUUGUCCCCUUUCUGCUCUCCUGUAAGCGACUAUCUGGUAGACGUCCUUAUUGAGCGACAUUGUCAUGUAUUGCCUGAAGUAAUCGCAAUGAGGGCCAGUGCCUUCUUUAAAUUAUAGUGACGAAGAUUUUAGAGGUCUCGGCUUUACUCUCCCCUCACACACUAAUCGUAUCUCAACAAUACGGCAUGUUAGGGCGACUGGAAAUCGUUAUGCACACGGUGGUCAACGAAACACUCAUCCCAUCUAUGUAUAUUUGCCGGUCCAUCCAACGCCAUGAACGUUGCUUCACACAACCGCCUUUCACAGCCGUGGCCUUAGGGCACAGGAGAUGACUGUAGCUGACCUAUCACUGUCUGCGUCCAAGCAUACUCGCAGUCCUUCGGACUUAGGAUUUCUAAUGGAUAUGAUGGUUCCAAAAAGAUUCGUGGAAUCUAAGUUUGCGCGAUUCUUCCUCACUAACACUGCCUACACACAAGUCACCGUCGCUCUUUCCAGGUGGUGCUGGUUUUCGUUGUGUCUUAGGAAUAAAUCAUCCGAGAAUGAUCAUCGCGCGUAGUUAUAAUGUUGCCAUUAGACUGGGUCCAUUUUUAUUUCUGCCCAGCCCCUUCACGUCAAAUGUGCAAAGCGUCAUGCAACAUCAUUCGGUAUUAAUGUCCAUAAUAAGUGUGUAUUAGCUUCCUUCACUAAUCCCACCCAAAUGCUAUUUUAUGCAAUACUCGGGGAAAGUGGGUUGAUUCUAAGAGUUUAAAGCAGACGGAAACACCUGCCCACUGCUAUAAUAAAAGCAUGGCCCCGAUCUUAAAAUGGUAAAAUUAAAAAAUUGUAACCAGCACCGGACGCAUAAAACCUUUUCGACGUGAAAAUACUAGAAUGUGCCUAAUAUCGGUGCUGUGACCGAAGCAAUUUCCCCUAUCUGUCUCAUGUUCUUAAAAAUACUCUUGCUAAUUGUUAUUAUGAUUGAUACAUCUCGACUAGGAUAGCUGCUUCUGUUUCUGCAGGCAGCACAGCAGGCCCGUCAGCCGAUCGCUCAAUCAUGAAGUCACCGUUUGAAGGCAAGCCUAUGACUCUUGGAUGUCCCUACUAGAUUGUCUAGAGGAAAUAUUUGGAUUAUAAUGCAGUUUUCGGUGUUGUAAUUAAGCUUGUGUCCCUAGACUAUAUGUCUCCCGCCAAGUCGCUUCCAGCCGGAUUAUAUUCCCAAUCAGUUCAGUUGAUUCUUCCAAUUUUCUCUCACUUUCAGAGCCAUCAUUUUGGGCAAUUGCUUAUUGAUCCUAUAUACUUUUUAUCAAAUGAUUAGACCUUCGAAAGUUCGGCUAUGUUUUGGGCUUCUGUUAACCCCUGGUUUGCUUGAUUCAAAAUACCUGUCAAAAGUGGACUAAUGAAGCGUCUCACCGUGGCGUUUAGUUAUACCAUUUUGUUCAAAACGUCGUCUUCUUUUGUCUUACUAAUGACACUCUGCUGCAUCAUAUAUCGGGCAGACAGUGGGCAUUAACCGAAGCUAGAGCAGUUUACCAAGUUAGUUGAAGGAAGGGGUGGGACGUUUUUCAGAGCGCCAGUUCCUCUAUCGCAGUUAUGCACGUGACAGGGAGAGACGUUUACCCAUCAAUCUGGGCUUCCGCCUAAUCCGCACGCCAGGUCACGGGACACAUUACUCGUAUCAGUCGCAUGCACGCGCACCUGUUCUAGGAUCGCCGCAGCCGUUGCUGUUGCUGCUGCUGCUGCUGCCGCCGCUGCUGCUGCUGCUGAUGACGAUGUUAUGUGCAGGCACGAAUACCGGACUUCCGUUCUUCAUACUGUAGACCUCUCCGCCUCCACUCAUAUAUCCGCCAUUGCUAACUGACUGCCGUUACGACGGUGGUUACGGGGUGGAGACAACGGUCGAAGGGACUGCCCUCGGAGAGAGGAUUACAGACGUCAGUUAACGCCCUAGUGUCAACGGACGUUGGCUCCAGCAGUGGGGGCAGCCGAUUCAACGACCAGUCCCCCCUGCGCGGGUGGUAACUAACGCCACCAGACCCAGAUUUCGCGAGCCAACACGCACGUGCGCACUGCAGUGUUCCACCUCCACCGCGCUAGCCCGGAUUUGUCUCCGAGACCAGGGGGACUGCACGACAGGUGGUGGACAGGCAUACCAGUAACUAAAUCCUCGGCUAUCAUCGUACCUAUGGACCUUAUUAAAAUUACUAGGCCGACAUUUAGUUCAGUAGACGGAUCCGGCCUCUUUGACUACCUUCCGAACACGGACGGUGGGCCAAGGAUCCUGAGUCAGGAGGCAGGGAGAGACAUUUGUGAGGCAUUCCAGUAAAGCUUACGAACUACUAGUAGCUGACUUCGAAAGCCCUGGCUUCGGAUUUCCUAUUCAGAAAGCAUGCACAGCAAGGAUUGCGACCAAAAGUGAACGUGCAAUCCCCAAGGUCUAUUGCAAAAUUCUCCAUGUUGCUAAAUUUAACCCUGCAUCUGGCACAGUGUUCCACGACAAACAGGUGUUUGGCAAGUGAUUACGGGUGUGUCGCCACAUAGACCCAGAAGUCCACUAAUUUUUAAAAAUUACUUUCAUGAAAGCAGGACAAAGAUAGUGAUGCCUAUGCCCCAAUGGCUGAAUGGUUCGCACGUUGCUGCCGCCACCUUGGCCGGUCACUGCCCUGAGGCGAUGGAACCGUUUGUCAAGAGCGGUGAACUAAAAUCCAUAUAACCGGCAACGGUAACGAUAGGGUGUAGGGCACCCAAGUAGGUUGUAACUCCAGAAAUAUAUCCUAAAAUUCAGUGUGACUGUUAACAUAACUUAUUAUUCACCGUUCCUAUUGUUUGAAAUUUCCUUCUCUUCCUGGCUAAAAGUAAACCUACCAGGGCGCUUUAUUCAAAGUCCGUUAUUUUUUGAAAAUUGACUUUCAUUUUUUUUUAUUACCGCGCUCACUUUCUUUUCCAAAUGACAGCUAACGAUAAGACGUUCGGCAGAAGUUUACCCAUUUUUUGUGUCUUCUUGCCCUCCGUCGUGUGUGUUGCCCCACCUGUAAAACCCCCUCUACAGGCUAGCUCAAGUUAAUUGGGGGUCCUACACCGUAUCGCUGCCCCGGCGACGGCAGAACUUUACUCUGUUCAGUUUGUUGCGGGCCAGCAGAGCUUGGCUGACAGUGAACUACUUUAAAGAACUCUGUCCUCACGUGGUUGAUUGGACAGAUCUUAAAUUAACUUAGGUAUUAUUUGAUUUUCGCUUAUCUUGAUUUGGGAUUCCCGAUUUUCUUGAUCUUAUGUCACUUAUACUCACCAUUGUUCAUGGCGAGUCUUUAUGAUCCGCCAAUACAGGAAACACAGCCUCUCCAAGCUACGGGACACCGUCUUCCAUUUUCUACUCCGGUUGGAAAGAGCAUCCGCUUUAUGUUCACUGUUUUUGUUCAACAAACAGAAGUUGAACGGAUGGUAAGUUAAAAGACCCAAAUAUGGACACAUUUGAAAGCGCUUGUCGUUUACAGCACUUUAUGUUCAUAUAUGGCUAAGAUUCCGUAUCUAAUUCAAAUCCGGAAGUCGCAUUUGGUUGGUAUGGAGAGUUGUAUGGAAAAGAAACGAGGGUAAUAAAUAGCCAGGGGGUGGUAACCGGGUGCCGUUGGAGUUGGUGGACCAGCACUUUGCUCUAACUUCAAGAAAAUUCUUCGUUCUACGGAGCUCCGUAAUAGAAAUCUGGGUGGAAAAUUCCCCGACUGCACCCACACUCGUGAUGGUGAUCGGGGCCACCAGCAUCGAGAAGCACUAAGACACAAAUGAGUUAGCUUGGUGUUUAAGCUUGAAGCCUCGAUGCCAUAACGUCGGUCAAAUUAAGUAUACCUUCACAUGAGGAAUAGUACAAGAAUGAAAUGCAACGCCGAUCAAAAGAAAAUAUGCCGCCAGAGUAAUUCACACUACCUUUUGACAGUUCAUCUUUCCAAAGGCUUGUACAUGCUGAACUUGGAAAAUAUUAACUACUAAAACACUGUGUGUUUCUCAAUCGAGCUUGCGCCCUGUGCCUCAGUGACAGAUCGUUUGGCUGUAUUCUCAAGAAAAAAAGAAUGCAGGUUGUAGCCCCGCGUCUUCCUAAACAGCAGCUGAGAUACGACUAGUUGUCAUCUGCGAGAGAUCUUUCUGUCUCAUGAUGAUGUGGCAUCCCGUUUUCAUGGACUGCAUUCAGAAGUAUUAACAAGGUGGUGUCCGGUUAAGAACACUCCAACCGAGACGAGUGAACAGUCAUUAUUUAUAGAAUACAAAAUUUUCCCGUCUACUUUUGAAGUUUGGCUUAUUAUUACUGUUUUCAUUAGAUGAAAAUAAAAAGCCAGAUAUCGGUUUUUCCUAACCUUCGAAGUGGUUUGACAUUUAAAGGACUUCCAGUGGAAAACUCUUCUGAUUUCUUGCUUUGAUGUGUUUUGUCGGGCGGUUGCUUACCAGUCUUGUCAAAUUAAUCUCAACAUUUCCUAUAUUUUUCAAGCAUUUAAGUGUCCCAUGUCCACAGAAAAAUAAAUGACACAAUUCCCUCAGGUGAUAAAUCUUGCGAGUACUUCGAGAAUUUUGUAAAUAGUUAAAGACCAAAUCCCGCUUCGAAGUCUUAGGUAGCUCACUAGUCUUUUGGUAGGAAUAAAACGCAUAUUUUCAGAUGCUGACUUGAGAGCAAACGUGAUUCAGGAAGAAGGAACUCUUUUCCAAGUUGGCUCGAUAAAACUGCAGAAUUUGCAGUUCAUUUAUAUUCAGUAACGCAUCUGCAACUUAUCUAUUUUUUCGGACUGACCCACUCCGUUCGUUCGUAAACUAAUAGUUUAUCUGCAGAUCAGAGUUUCUGAUUCAGUUUUUUAGUAUUUCCAAUACAAAACAAGUAACAUUUUGUAAGUGGCGAACAUCAACUAGAUGUAUGUAACUUCCAAAGAACCAAUCGUUUUUCGUUUGAGAUAGAAAUGGAUGGCCGGGAAAGUUCACGGUGUUGCACGAUUUAUGGACUAACAUAUCAACUAUCCGACUUCUCAUUACCUUUAACUCUUCCAAACAGCUUUGUUAUCCGAUGAAGAAGAAGAAGAGGAAGAAGAAGAAGAAGAAGAAGAAGAAGAAGAAGAUGAUGAUGAUGAUGAUGAUGAUGAUGAUGAUGAUGAUGAUGAUGAUGAUGAUGAUGAUGAUGAUGAUGAUGAUGAUGAUGAUGAUGAUGAUGAUGAUGAUGAUGAUGAUGAUGAUGAUGAGAUCAUCAUGACGACUCUGAUCUUAGUUUGA
Spirometra erinaceieuropaei is the source of this 9178-nucleotide messenger RNA. NCBI's taxonomy places the organism in Eukaryota, Metazoa, Platyhelminthes, Cestoda, Diphyllobothriidea, Diphyllobothriidae. The record is from the annotation of a GenBank genome assembly.